Molecule: messenger RNA, 5100 nt
Organism: Polyodon spathula (Mississippi paddlefish)
Lineage: Eukaryota; Metazoa; Chordata; Actinopteri; Acipenseriformes; Polyodontidae
Product: rod cGMP-specific 3',5'-cyclic phosphodiesterase subunit alpha-like
Exons: 22
Coding region: 329-2896 (855 amino acids)
Biological process (GO): signal transduction
Molecular function (GO): 3',5'-cyclic-nucleotide phosphodiesterase activity; protein binding
Source: RefSeq, a predicted model, not a curated record
CAGAUUAAAGGGUGGUCACAUGACCAUUUAAAACAAUCCUGUUAAUCCCACACUCCCCUCCGCUCCCUAUUGCAUUAGGAGCCCAGGGAGACACACACGUUGGAGAAGAGCCAUGGCACAGGAGCUGUCUGAUCCCAAAGAACACAUGCUCUCGUUGAUCAGUGAAAUGUGGUAAAAAUCCUGCUGUCAGUGUGGGUGUGCAAUUGCUGCUCUGCAAGGGAUCUGUUGAUAAAGACACCUGAUUACAUCUUCCACUGGAUUCUAUUGGAAGAAAGAGGGCAGGUUGUUUUUUUUUUGUUAAAAGAAAAUACAAUUUUAUCAGUUAAAAAUGGCGAUAAAUUCAGCAGAUGCAGAAAAGUUUUUGGACAACAACCCAGCAUUCGCCAAGGAAUAUUUCGAUUCCAAGUUCCGCCCGGGAAUGAUCCGGAACCUGCUAGGGAUGAAGGAGGCGGCGGUGGACUUCAGCAGCUUCCAUGACGUGAGCAUCGUGGAGGAGAGCGAGAUCCUCUUCGACCUGAUCCGAGACCUGCAGGAGAACCUCCAGAUGGAACGCUCCAUCUUCAACCUGAUGCAGAAGCUCAGCUUCCUGCUGCGCUCCGAUUGCAUGAGCCUCUUCCUGUACCGCAUGCGGAACGGCACGGCUGAGCUGGCCACCCGCCUCUUCAACGUGCACAAGGACGCCCUGCUGGAGGAGUGCCUGGUGCAGCCCGACAGCGAGAUUGUCUUCCCCCUGGACACGGGCAUCGUGGGCCACGUGGCCACCACAAAGAAGACCGUCAACGUGGCCGAUGUCACCCAGGACAGCCACUUCAGUGAUUUCGUGGACCAGCUGACGGAGUACACCACCAAAAGCAUACUGGCUACGCCCAUACUAAACGGGAAGGACGUGGUGGGGGUCCUCAUGGCCAUCAACAAAAUAGGAGCGCCACACUUCAAUAAGCAGGACGAGGAGGUUUUAAUGAAGUACCUCAAUUUUGCCAAUUUGAUCCUGAGAGUUUUCCAUCUCAGCUACCUUCACAACUGUGAGACCAGGAGGGGGCAGAUGUUGCUGUGGUCGGCUAGCAAGGUGUUCGAGGAGAUGACUGACAUCGAGCGGCAGUUCCACAAAGCCCUCUACACGGUGCGUGCCUUCCUCAACUGUGACCGCUACUCCGUGGGGCUCCUGGACAUGACCAAGACCAAGGAGUUCUUUGACCUGUGGCCAGUCCUGAUGGGGGAGGUCCUUCCUUAUGAUGGACCUAAGACUCCAGAUGGAAGGGAAGUCAUCUUCUACAAAAUUAUUGAUUACAUUUUACACGGGAAAGAAGAUAUUAAAGUCAUACCAUCACCCCCAGCUGACCACUGGGCUCUGGUCAGCGGACUGCCUACCUAUGUGGCAGAGACAGCCCUGAUUUGCAACAUCAUGAAUGCCGGCGCUGACGACUUCUUCCAGUUCCAGGUAAGUCCCCUUGACGACUCAGGCUGGACGAUCAAGAACGUUCUGUCCAUGCCCAUCGUCAACAAGAAGGAAGAGAUCGUGGGAGUGGCCACCUUCUACAACAGGAAGGACGGGAAGCCCUUUGACGAAAUGGACGAAACCCUUAUGGAGUCCCUGACUCAGUUCCUGGGGUGGUCGGUGCUCAACACGGACACGUACGACAGGAUGAACAAGCUGGAGAACAGGAAAGACAUCUUCCAGGACAUGGUCAACUACCACGUCAAGUGCAGGAAAGACGAAAUUCAGAACAUCCUGAAAACCAACGAGGUGUAUGGCAAAGAGCCGCAGGAUUGCGAUGAAGACGAGCUGGCUCAGAUCCUGAUAAAAGAGCUCCCAAGUGCCAAGGAGUCAGAGAUCUAUGAGUUCCACUUCUGUGAUUUUGAGCAUUCCCAAAUCGAUCUGGUCAAGUGUGGUAUCCAGAUGUACUAUGAGCUGGGGGUGGUGAAGAAGUUUCAGAUUCCUCAGGAAGUGCUCGUUCGCUUCAUGUACUCUGUCAGCAAGGGCUACCGGCAGAUCACCUACCACAACUGGAGGCAUGGCUUCAACGUGGGGCAGACCAUGUUCACACUGCUCAUGACUGGCGACCUGAAGCGCUAUUACACUGAUCUGGAGGCCAUGGCUAUGGUAACAGCUGCUUUCUGCCAUGAUAUCGACCACCGAGGGACCAACAACCUGUACCAGAUGAAGUCUGGGAAUCCAUUGGCAAAGCUCCACGGAUCCUCCAUUUUAGAGAGACACCAUCUUGAGUUUGGCAAGACCUUGCUAAACGAUGAAAGUCUAAACAUCUACGUGAACCUGAACAGAAGGCAGCACGACCACGUCAUACACUUAAUGGACAUCGCCAUCAUUGCAACCGACCUGGCCCUCUAUUUCAAGAAGAGGACAAUGUUCCAAAAGAUCGUGGACCUGUCCAAAACCUACGAGGACUGGAGCGCAUGGACCAACUUCAUGAUGCUGGAGACAACUAGGAAAGAGAUAAUCAUGGCCAUGAUGAUGACUGCCUGUGACCUGUCGGCUAUCGCUAAACCCUGGGAGAUACAGAGCCAGGUGGCCCUCAAUGUCGCCGCGGAGUUCUGGGAGCAGGGAGACCUGGAGCGGACAGUGCUGGAGCAGAAUCCCAUUCCCAUGAUGGACAGGAACAAAUCAGCCGAUCUUCCCAAACUGCAGUGUGGUUUCAUCGACUUCGUCUGCACCUUCGUGUACAAGGAGUUCUCUCGCUUCCACGAGCAGAUCAUGCCCAUGUUUGACAGGAUCCAGAACAACAGGAAGGAGUGGAAGGCUCUGCAGGACAUACACGAAGCCAAGGUAGCGGCCAUCGAGGAGGAGAAGAAGAAGAAAGAGGAGGCAGCCUCUUCAACAGCCAUGGCCCAGCAGGCCCCUCCGCCAGCUUCCCAAGCCAAGACCUGCAUUGUCAGCUAAACAGGAAGUGCAGAGGCAUGGCCACUUCCUCUGGAGGCUGACACAUGGCUGGGUUUUUCCAAGCAGGCAACGCCUGGAAACCAUUACCAAAGAUCCAUGUAUAAAUAUAAAUAUAUUUCUAUAAUAAUCUAGAUAUAUACCUGAUGAAAUUCAUUUGGACCCAUUCAGGUUUAUUUUUGUUUUCAAUAAAUAAUCAAUACAUAUGAAGAUCUAGAAUAUAGCCACACACUGUCCUCACAAAGUGGUGCUCAGGAAGAAAUCAAGUGAACUCCUGUUGCUUUGCAUUUUUUUUGUAGUGGAUUUGGAAUGUAGAGAAUUGUUUGUGUAUCUAUCGGAAGGCGGUAUACCAGAUUGAGAAAGUGUUUGACGUUCAUUAAACCAGGAUGCGAUUUUAAAAAAAUGUUUACAGAAUGUAGUUACUCUAGCAUGCACUAGACCAGAAGAGCGUGCUUGCAUAGCCAAGACUGCUGGUAUGCUUGCACUAGAAUACAUAUCAGUGCUGGAAACUAUGCGGCUCUACUGGAGCAUUCCUCAGUGAUACAUUGUUGGGUGAAUUUCAAUCGAAUAAUGCUGCUGAUAUUAGUCCCACACAUAUCAUUCUCUUCCAGUAUUCCUGUCCCCCAAUAUAGGAAGCUUGUAAUUUUACUCAGUCUUCUGAGAGGGUUUGCCCUUUGACUUGUUACCCUAGUAACACAAUUCUUUACCUGCUUCAUUAUGCGAGUCUCACAAUGAAAGCCUUCCCUACAUUGUACUAUUGUUCUCCAGCUACUGUAGAGCUGAGACCCUCUGGCAUGGGUUUGUUAGAGAAACAUGUAUCUUUCUGAGGCUGCCUAUAAUUCCAUAGAACACAGAGAGCAUUGCACAGUAUGUGUGGUACAUAUUAGUUACUUUUGUAUUUCUGGGGUUGGUAAACCACUAGAUGUAUAUGAGGGUCAAAAUUAAAUUAAUAAACUGAGGUUCAGGAGGAUGGAUGGCGUCUACACACAUUACAUCAUCUGAUUCUGGCCUAUAUGAAUAGACUGGUAACUUACCCUUCUAUUCUGCUUGAUUCACUCACAAUCUAACCCGAACCCCAUCCCUAACCCUAUAGCUAUCUCUAACCAUAUGGCUAUCCUUAAUGAUAUCAUUAUCCAUAACCCUAUCGCUAUCCCUCACCCUAUCCCUAACCCUAUCGCAUUCACUAACCCUAUCGCUAUCCCUAACCCUAUCCCUAACCCUAUAGCUAUCUCUGACCCUAUCACUAUCCCUAACUCUGUUGCUAUCCUUAAUGAUAUCAUUAUCCCUAACCCUAUCGCUAUCCCUAACCCUAUCGCUAUCCCUCACCCUAUCCCUAACCCUAUCGCAAUCCCUAACCCUAUCACUAUCCAUAACCCUAUCGCUAUCCCUAUCGCUAUCCCUCACCCUAUCGCUAUCCCUAACCCUAUCGCUAUCCAUAACCCUAUCGCUAUCCCUAUCGCUAUCCCUCACCCUAUCCCUAACCCUAUCGCUAUCCAUAACCCUAUCGCUAUCCCUAUCGCUAUCCCUCACCCUAUCCCUAACCCUAUCGCUAUCCCUAAUCCUAUCGCUAUCCCUCACCCUCUCCCUAACCCUAUCGCUAUUCCUAACCCUAUCACUAUCCAUAACCCUAUCGCUAUCCCUAUUGCUAUCCCUAACCCUAUCGCUAUCCAUAACCCUAUCCCUAACCUGAACCCUAUCCCUAACCCUAUCGCAAUGCCUAACCCUAUUGCUAUCCAUAACCCUAUCCCUAACCCUAUCGCAAGCCUAACCCUAUCGCUAACCCUAUCCCUAUCCCUAACCCUAUCCCUAACCCUAUCCCUAACCCUAUCGCUAUCUCUAUCGCUAUCCCUAUCGCUAUAUAAAGACUAGAACUUUUUUUAUCCAUCCCCAUGCGGUUGCCAUGCAUGAAAAGGUUUAAACACAUGUACAUAUUUUGCCAGGACUCAACUGCCACAGUGCAACUGAUUUCAAAGGAGCCUCUCUUUUGCUCAACCUGUCUUGUGCAAACUGCAUGGGGUCGAGUGUGCUUAACAGAGGAUUUGAAGUCUGCAACGACUGGCUGGUCUGAAACAGAGCCGCUGCCUGCCUGCCUGCCUGCAGUGCUUGUUACAAGAUUGUCUUGUUGUAAAUGUAGACUGUAUGAUCAGCUACUGUACACAAUAUGGAACAAUACAAUAAUAAAAAGGCAUGGUUUGAGAAGCUGUCUC